ACUUUGGCUUUUACACAGAAACGAAUAUGUUUGAGGGCGCCUGAAUAGGUCACGUGUUCAGUUUAAAUAUUACAAACGCUGACCUGUUGUCCACAGCAGCUCAUUCAGUUGUCAUUAGGAGACAGACGCGCCGCAUAUUUCAAAAACCUCGUUUUUUAUGCGGAUUUAAAAGACUGUAAGAGGUAAAAAAGUAUUCAUAUACUGUUGAAUAUUCUUGUGAAUAUUUCGAGGCGAACACACCGAUGCUCUAGCUGUAGCUAGCUAAGAAUGGCCUCGAGCAUCCCAGAUGAGGUGAUGAUGGACGCUGCACUGAUAACAGAAUUAGCCGAAGUUGCAAAGGACGCCGCACUUCUUCAGGGAGUAUUGAUGAGGACCAAGGAGAGCCCAAACUCCUCUGAGUUGGUGACAUACGCUCCUUUCACUCUCUUCCCUUCGCCUGUGCCUAAGUCCGUGUUCCUUCAGGCUCUGGCGGUGCAGACCCACUUCAACACGUUGGUGGACAAGAUCAGUCAGGAUGUGGACUUCCUGCAGGAGGCUUUAGCCAGCACAAUAGAAGUGGAUGAUUUCACCGCUAGGUUGUUCAAAAUCCACCAACAGAUCCUACAAGAAGGAAGAUCUCAGUCCAUCGUGUUGGGUCUUAAUCGUUCUGAUUACAUGUUGGACCAGAGCGAGGACCAGAAUUCUUCUCUGAAGCAGAUAGAGAUCAAUACUAUUGCUGCCAGCUUUGGCGGCCUCUCUUCACAAACGCCAGAUGUACACAGACACAUCCUGAAGGUGGCUGGGAGGCUGGAGGAGAGUCAACGAAUCCUGGACAACAACCCUGCAGCUGGUCUGGCCAGAGGACUGGCCAAAGCCUGGGAGCUGUAUGGAUCAGAGAGGGCGGUUGUCAUGUUUUUGGUGGAAGAAGUCCAGAGGAACAUCUUCGAUCACCGGUACAUUGAAAGCGAACUCUGGAAGAGAAACAUUCCCACAGUAAGAAAACGGUUUGAUGACGUCUACAAAACAGGAUCUCUUGAUGCGGACAAGAGGCUUUUUGUGGAUGGAAAAGAGGUGGCAGUGGUGUACUUCAGGAAUGGUUACAUGCCACAGAACUACACGAAUGAACAGUGCUGGGAUGUUCGUCUCAUGAUGGAGCGCUCUCAGGCUGUAAAAUGCCCAGACAUCAGCACUCACCUGGCAGGAACCAAGAAGGUCCAGCAGGUGUUGGCCCGACCUGGAGUUCUAGAGAAGUUCUUCCCUGAUCAGCCUCAGGUGGUGCAACAGAUGAGGGAAACAUUCGCUGGCCUCUACACGCUCGACAUGGGACCAGAAGGCGACAAAACUGUAGCAAUGGCUUUGGCAGAACCAAACCGGUUUGUUCUGAAACCUCAGCGAGAAGGAGGAGGUAACAAUAUCUAUGGUUCUGAGAUUGUCCAGGUUCUCAGGGAGGUGAGGGGGAGCGCGGAGCGGACGGCAUACAUCCUGAUGGAUAAAAUAAAUCCCGCUCCCAUUCAGAACUACCUGCUGAGGAGAGACGCUCCCCUCGCCAUCAGUAACUGUCUCAGUGAACUGGGAGUGUUUGGAGCCUACGUAAGGCAGGGGGCGCACAUGGUGAUGAACGAGUGUGUGGGUCACCUGCUGAGGACCAAGAGCUCAGAGCAUGCUGACGGGGGGGUGGCCGCGGGCGUGGCCGUUCUGGACAAUCCUCUACUCGUCUAACACACACAAACAUGCCACACUGAUGCAGCCCAAGUCCACAAAAAGAGACAUCAGAUUCUCUUUCUGUGCAAGUUAGAGUUGUGUUUAAUACAUUUUUAUUUCAAAUCAUAAAAUCCUUCUAUAUAAUAUUUGAUACUCUUCUUAAAAAGAACAAAAAAACAUAUAUUCCUGGUUUUGCAGAGAGCUUGUUAUCAGAAGAAAUACUGACCUCUGGUGGCAGGGGAGCCUAAUUACACUACUGGAAGAGUUGACUGAUUGAAGUUUAAGUGGAGCUGCUCUGCUAUAACGGCCACAUUGAAAUGUACAAUUUACAUUUGAAAAUAUCCGCCAAAAACUUGAUCUCAGAAAUUCUCCAGAAAAAUCUAGGAAAUUUCUGAGUUUGAAAAGUGUUGAGUGAACAUGGUUCAUUCAACACAUUGCAGUCGAUUUGUUGGAAGUUUAAGCUGCCGUCAGUUUAAUGUGUGAUUGCUUCCAACUAUUAACAAUCUACUUCAAGUUGAAGGAAACUCGCCUUUUAUUCAAAAAGUUCUGUAAAAAAUUGUAUUACUGAUUUUGAUUUCAUAGAAAAUUGCAGAAAAGGAGGAAAGUUCCCUUGAUAAAAAGCUCUUCCUGUUAGCUCAACCCUUUAAGUUAUUCUUCACUGUGAAUUUUUUACAUUUUCAAUUUCUGUUGCAUUAACUGAAAUCAUUGAAGAAAAUAAUCAUGACCGAAGAAAUGUAUUAGUUGAAAAAGUAUGUUUUCUCUACACGGUGAAGGAUAAUAUGAUUUAUACAUUACAUCUAUUUGUGUACAAUGACAGUGAUUGACAUUAAAUAAUCCACUGCUACUUUUUUAAAAUAAAUCAAAUGUUGGUUUGCAAUCUAAAAAAAUCAUUAUUUAUUUUUCUUAAUCUCUGAUGUGGUCAUGUCAACAUCAAAACAUAGCUUUAUCUUUCAGCUGAGAUUCAUCAAAGAAAUUAUAUGGUGAGUAGUUCCAGGAUUAAAAUGGUUUAAAAAGUAAAUUAAGGACUAACUAUCUUUGGACCAAAAUCAUAAAUAAAACAUUAAAGGAAUCUAAUGCAAA
Molecule: messenger RNA, 2760 nt
Organism: Gambusia affinis (western mosquitofish)
Lineage: Eukaryota; Metazoa; Chordata; Actinopteri; Cyprinodontiformes; Poeciliidae
Gene: gss
Product: glutathione synthetase
Exons: 13
Coding region: 268-1698 (476 amino acids)
Biological process (GO): glutathione biosynthetic process
Cellular component (GO): cytosol
Molecular function (GO): glutathione binding; glutathione synthase activity; ATP binding
Source: RefSeq, a predicted model, not a curated record